Molecule: messenger RNA, 5722 nt
Organism: Mizuhopecten yessoensis (Yesso scallop)
Lineage: Eukaryota; Metazoa; Mollusca; Bivalvia; Pectinida; Pectinidae
Product: zinc finger and BTB domain-containing protein 32-like
Exons: 5
Coding region: 189-2327 (712 amino acids)
Biological process (GO): regulation of transcription by RNA polymerase II
Cellular component (GO): nucleus
Molecular function (GO): DNA-binding transcription factor activity, RNA polymerase II-specific; RNA polymerase II cis-regulatory region sequence-specific DNA binding; protein binding
Source: RefSeq, a predicted model, not a curated record
AGACAGUGUGGCACACUUUCCCGCUUUAGUCCAUAGAACAACACAAUGGCGACCGGUCCAAGGAAUAGUUGAACCUGCGAAGAACGAAGUAUCAUUUAAUCAGAAGAUAAAGGCAGUUACCGAAAACAUUGCAUCGAUAUCCAAACGUUUUCUAUCCCUAAUUCAGAUUUAAGAAGUCAGGUUUCAAGAUGAGUUACCAGAAAUUCUAUUCCAACCAGAUCCACUCCAGCUCACUGCUGUGUCAGCUGUCACACUUAUGGAAGAGUCAGCUUCUGUGUGAUGCGCUGAUCAGGGCCGGGCCGGUCACUAUCAAGGCCCACAGAUUGGUGUUGAUAGCAGCAUGUCCCAUGCUUCAAUCCAUGGAGAAUGCGUCGGCAGGUUCACAUCUAGAAGUUCGUCUAGCAGCCGACAUCAAACAAGAAUCAGUCAACACAUUCCUACAGUAUUUAUACGAGGGCUUCAUGAUGCUAACUGAAGACAAUGUUCGUGAUGUUGAGAAGGUAGCUAGACUUUUACAGGUAGAUGGUGUCAUCAAAUGUUGUGCAGACUUCUACAAAGCUCUCAAAACCAAAACAGGUGUAGCCAUUCAGCCUGGCCACAAUUACAAAUACUCCUUCCAAGAUUUAAUAGAAUUCCGUCACGUCCGAGCAUCCGAAAUCAUCAAAUCCACACAAGAUAGAAUGACAAAACGUACUUCGGAAUUUUCACGACCAGGAAGUCCAGGAGGGAAGAGACAGAGAAUGUACAUGCAUCCAGGAAGUCCGUCUGUGGACAGAGCAGAUGACCAUCACAGUAUGUCUGAUAGUUACAAAGCUAGUCACUUGGCCCCUGACCCUUGGGAAAGGGUUCCUAGGCUUGGGUCAGGCAUGGGUCGCCAAGGUGCUACUGGGAGGAAUUCCCAGCCCGGUGUCAUAGAAAUUGUUGAAGACAGUUUGGAAAUUGUACAAACUGAACCAAUUAACAAAGAUCCAAACAAGCCGUCAGAUUCACGACAGACUGUUCAAAAGAGUGUUGCCAUUUCUAUAGCUAGCCAAAUCACAGACAGUACUGACCUUCGUGUGGUGAAUAUCACUGGAAGUAAUCGAGAUGGCAGCAACACCACCUCAACCACAAGUUCAUCAAAAAGUUCAUCCCAUGCCCACCAAGAGUCAUCAUUCCCACCAAAGUCCAAUGUUUUAUCAUCGCCAUUAACAUCACUACAACAGUCAUUUUCAUCAUCUGGCGCCAUGCACAGAAUGCCAGAUAUGUCAUCUCAUGUUAUGCCAGGUCCUUCAUUCCGUCAAGAAAGGGCUCCAGAACACUUUCAUAUUCCAAAUUUCAGCAGUACAGACCUAGAACUAGUGCAAGUCCCAAAACCUAACAAAAUGCAAGAGGCUGCUGCCAGCACUAGUAGUUCACAAUCACAGCGCCAACCCUUCCCAGUGUCCUUGUCUCCAGUAGGUGCUUCUUCCAAAGCAUCGUUUGCUAUAGGGAGUGCCAGUCAGUCCCCAAGCAGUCAGCCAAUGGGUUCCCCGAUGGCAGCACCCACAUCCACUCCCAUCCAACCAGCACAAAUAGCCCGGUCCCACUCUCAGGGUAGCAGUGCAGGGCACAGUGACAGUGGUAUGGAGAGGGCGUCACCUGUGGUAGACAGUGGCAAGGACCCUUCUAGCUAUAAAGAAAAGCAGGAACCGUCGCCAUCAAGUACUGCUGAAAUGACCCCAGACAUUAGCAUAGUUAAGGUCGAAGGUCAGGACAAGGACGACACAGGGGGGCUGGACAUGUAUGUUGACAUGCCACCCGACGGAACAAUGACAAUGCACUCUGGAACUGGCGAGGAAAGCGACAAUGAUCACGACGAAGCAUUAGAGGAAUGGGCACGCGAGGAAUCGGCAAACGAAACUGGAGAUAUGAGUCAAAUGGACCCAGGAGGGGCAAAAGGCCCAGGUCGGGCUGAUCCGCACCGCGAUUUUGGCGCUCUGGGUAUUGGCAGCGAUCCAAUGGGGAUCGUACUCACGGGCAGUCUGAUGUCUCCUCAAAUAGGCGACGUAUCGUCCGCACACCACAGUCUCUACCUUGCUGACCAGAAGGACAGUUUACUUAUGUACCACAGGCCAGUGACGGCGAAGGGAUACAAGAAACCAUGUUUGUUCUGUCAGAUCAACAACGUCAAGACCAAGUCGGGAUGGUACACCUACACCUACUAUAAGUGUGAAGCUUGUGAUAUCCCGCUCUGUCAACCUCAGGGCAAACGAGAUUGUUUCGUGCGCUACCAUGAAUACUUGGCUGCCGGUCAGAGCAAAUCUGAACCUGAUGCGACUCAUAAGCAUUCGUCCGGAUAUCUGUGACUGAAAAGCAGCAAUACAGAUUGGAGUGUUUAACGACUACACACAGUCUGAUCUGACCUGUAUAUGAAUCCUUGCCGAGGCUACAAAGCCUUCAUGGAGGUUGUGUUUGUCUAGGGAUCACUUAAUGUGACACUGCAUGUCUUUAUAUCACCAGUAAUGUAAUUAUGUUCUUCGAGCAAUAAUCCCAAUGGCUAGUCUUGAGAAUGUGGUAAAAUAUGUACCUUUAUUGAAUUAUACUAGUUGGGGUAUUGUUUGUCAUUGAUCUACAUACCUAGCGAGUGGAAGGUUCCGACACACGUAGUGACUUUAUUUAAAUGAAACCAUGUCUUUUUUUGUAAUGGUUAAUAAGGAUUAUAUUUGAAUUUUGCAGAAGGAACUUUUAUACAAGUAGAAAAAUAUGUCUUAAGGUAAAGGGAACCGUACGAUUUAAAUGUAAUAUUACUGAUGACACUGUUAUGAAAUAUUUGCCUCUUAUUUUUCUGCUUUUCAUUGUACAGAUUGCAGUUAUUCUAAAAUUUGUUAAUGUUUUUUUUGGAAAAAAAAUGAUUGAUAAACAAAAGAAAUAGGGGAACAUGCCAUGAGUCAGAAUAACUCAUUCACCCCUGAAGACACAUUUGAACUCUUCCACUUCAAAGGUUGGAAUAGUUCAUUAUGAAAUUUUGGGGGUGAAUGAGUUAAAAUAUGUGCUGCCUCACUCCGUAUUUCUGGUAAUUGUUUUUUUCUUGGCAUAUCCACUACCAAUCCCACAUAUUACAAAUGUUGCUGCAAUCAACAGUUUGUAAUUUCACUGUUUCAAUAUGAAAUAUGCUUACAUUGCAAAGGGAAGUAACUCUUGCUUUAUCUGGAACUCUUCUUUGCAAUUAGAAGUGCUGAGGUGGUACCCUUAACCUUAGACACAUGUUUCACCUAUCUGUAUAUACCAGUUUGAGGGAGUUGGUCAAAGCAAAACAAAAAUGAGCACAAUUUUAACGAGAUGUUCAGCGACAGGAAGUACAGAUCUGAUUAUUGUAUGUUGUUUAUUAGAAUCAUUUGAUUGAGGGUCGACUAUGACAGCAGAUAGAAUUUGCACAGAGUACGAUGUGUUAUAGAAUGUGAUCGAAAAAAGUUCUUCAUCGCAGACAUUUUCUGUUGUUUUGGAAUUCCUUCAAACUACUGGUGACAUUUCCUGAUACGUAGUUUUGGAUGGGUUUUACCAUUUACCAUUUACCAAAUGAUUAUCGGAUAGACUAUAUAUAUCAGUGGCACACAGUUGGUAUUUGAAGACCGUAUAUAUAUAUUAUAGUUUAGUUAAAUAUAUAUAGCAUUUAGCUUUUUCAACAUAUUUAUUUGUUGGGAUCUAUUGUCAUCUGUCAACAAACGGCAAAUCAAAGUAUCACAGAAUCCAAGCAUUUAUGACCAUAUAAGGUUGUUGACGUCCAGAUUGACCAAGUAUGUGAGUGUGUAUUGUAUGACGAUUAUCAUGUUGAAUCCCAGGACACGUUUGUCCCGUUACCUGUUGUAAUCACUAUGUAAAUAUCACCAAUUUAAAAUAUACCUUCAGAUGUCAUUGAAUGAUUAAGUGGUAUACUAUUAGAUACAACCACAUCAUACUGAGGCUAUUUUAGCGGACCUUACUUGAAGAGCUAAAUUUGCUUUGGUUAUGAGAAUGAGUCCAUCGUCCGUCAUCAAUUUUUCUGUAGAAUGCUUUAAUUUAGUCCAGAAUAGCUGGUCGGUAUUACCUAAAUCUAGUAAAGAGCAUCCAUUGGUGAAAAUGGAUUCAAUGUUAAAUAAAAGGUAGGCUGUGACUUUCGCUUGUGACACGUGGGCAGAGGGGCGGGGUCGAAUAUUGGAAAUAGUUUCAGUAAGCGAUAAUUAAUCAGACUUGGUGCCAUACAUUAAGGGCUGAUUUGAGAGAGCUGCUGUGGUGUCUUAUUUUCACUUCUCCAUUUCCACAAUGGUGACUUUACAAAAAUAAUAGUUGUAAAGAGUGCCUUUCUGCUGAUAAAGUGUUUUUUUCGGUCAUUCAAAAUUAAACAUGAAUACCUGCUCUCUGAUUGGUUUAGAAAUUUCAGCGUUUCAAUUUCUAACUGUUGAAUGAAAACCGGAAUUGAUAGGAAUUACAUUCCUGAGCAGGUGAUGUUAAUAACAGUAUUAAUUGGAAAUCUGAAGAUGGCCACCUUGUCUUAAAAUAGGAGAAAUAAAGCCUUUUCUUGUCUAAUUCAGAUAGAAACAUGUUAGCAAAUACUAUGCCAUAGACGUUUUGUUAACGGUAAUUGACGAUGCUUUAGAUAACAGUUUUAUUCUUUAUAGAAAAUUAUAAUGAUGUUUCCGAAGAUACCUGUCUACAUGUUAUUACUCUCCCGGUUGUAUAUAUUCAUGAGUUUAAUGUCAAAGAUGUUUCUUGCUAUUUUUUGUCACAAAUGUACGCACAUACUUAUUGUAACAAAUUUCAUAUAACAUGAUUCUUUUUAUAUCUAAUUGCCAUAGACACGUUUCACUGUUAUAGUAGUGUUGUAAAAUUGUUCAUUCAAAUAUGUAACAUUUAAUUUUUCUUAUGACCAAAAAAAGGAAUUUUCUGCCCAAAUUUAUCGGUGGUUUAUCUUUCUGAAUGUGUCACUGAUGACUUUAUGAUUUUGUAGAGUUGAAAGUUUUACAUAUUAUAUGACACCAAAUUGGAGAUUAUAUACAUGCUUAAUAUGAAAUAUAUAUAUGACACUAGACAGGUUACCAAAGCUAUGUUUCACUUAGUAAACAUGUUUUAACUUGCUCACCCCUGAAAUUUCAUAAUGAACUAUUCCAACCUAUGAAUUGGAAGAGCUUAAAUGUGUCUUCGAGGGUGAAUGAGUUAAAAAGGAACAUAUUUUUUUUCAGGGACUUUUAAGGCAUUAAGUAUGUUUUAAGCGAAACCAAUGUGUCUUGUACCUGAUGAUCUUUUUUAUGAAAUCUAAGUCAUUGUUCCUGAUGAAGAUUCAAGUGAAAUUCAUUUCUCUUGUUUAAUUAAUUUUAAUUGAAAUUAAAAUUGUUUUGCCAAUUGAAAGUUUAAUUGAAGUCAAAGUCUUUAGUGUCCUAUAACUUUGCAUCUUUUCAAAGUCAUUUACAUGCCAUCUUUUCAAGGAUCAACAUUGUUUCCUGGAAGGGGGUUCUGUUGUGCUGUGUUGCAAAAUCUUACAGUUUUUAAGAUCGUAAGAAGGACCCAUGUUUUGAUGAAAUUCCAUGGUUUAAGCUGUUCUAUGCAAUGAAUGAAUUUAACUUGGAUUUUGAUGAGGGGGACGUUGGAAGUUUCUAUUCAUUUGAAAUUGAUUUCUGUUUACAAAACCUUGUCAUAUAUAUCACUCGUGUUCCUACAUGUGCAAACAUUAAAUGUGUUGUGAUUGUAAUAAACUGUAGCUAGAGAUAAACAAGGUGUUAUGUGUUUU